AUGGUCGAGAGUGGUGUCCCCCAGGGUUCAAUACUGGGACCCAUUUUGUUCCUUAUCUACGUGGAUGAUGAUGCAAGAGAUUUAGACUGCGAAGUAGCAAUGUUUGCUGACGACAUGAAGAUAUGGAGUGUAAUUCGGGGUCCUGCCGACGAAGACAAAAUGCAGAUGAACCUGAAUCGGUUGGAGGAGUGGUCAAACCGUUGGCUCCUGCGGUUCAACGUUGCCAAAUGUAGCAUACUUCGCCUAGGCCACACAGCCAGAUACGCCAGCACAAGAAACUACUUUCUGGGCGGUGCAGCCUUAAAAGAGGUCGAAGCCCAAAAAGACCUCGGCGUGCUGACGACCAGUUCCCUAAAGCCACCCGCCCACUGUUUGAGAGUGGCAAAAACCGCAAUGUCCGUACUGUACUCCAUCAAGCGUGCGUUCGUGGACUUUGACGAAGAUGCUUUCUCAAAGACAUUCGGAACAUUCGUCCGGCCGCAUUUAGAGUACGGCAUACAAACUUGGAGGCCGUACGCUGUUGAGGAUCAAAACUGCCUCGAAAGAGUCCAGAGGAGAGCCACGAAGAUGGUUAGGGGUCAAAGCUCCUUUCCUUAUGCAACUCGCCUAGUAAAUCUGAACCUCCUUCCUUUGCGUUACAGACAACUUCGCGGGGAUCUCUUGCAAGCCUUCCGCAUUGUCAAGGGAUUGGAUUGCAGUCUGGCCUUCGAGGAAUUCGUUGAAUUUGCUACCACGACCAACCUCCGAGGUCACCCGUUAAAACUGCGCACUCAGCAGGCACGGCUGGAUGUACGGAAGUUAUCCUUCUCUGUUCGAGCGGUCAAACCAUGGAAUGCCCUUUCGGCAGAUGUUGUUAUGUCACCAUCCACACAAAGUUUUAAAAAGAAUCUUGACAUAUUUAUGUUCCAAAAUGACCAAGAGCGAUGA
This is a messenger RNA of Spirometra erinaceieuropaei, 927 nucleotides long. Lineage: Eukaryota; Metazoa; Platyhelminthes; Cestoda; Diphyllobothriidea; Diphyllobothriidae. The record is from the annotation of a GenBank genome assembly.